Molecule: messenger RNA, 1455 nt
Organism: Cordyceps militaris CM01
Lineage: Eukaryota; Fungi; Ascomycota; Sordariomycetes; Hypocreales; Cordycipitaceae
Product: cell surface receptor/MFS transporter
Exons: 2
Coding region: 1-1455 (484 amino acids)
Biological process (GO): transmembrane transport
Cellular component (GO): membrane
Molecular function (GO): transmembrane transporter activity
Source: RefSeq, a predicted model, not a curated record
AUGGACCAAGAUGCCCAAAGACCCGAUGGCAAGCCCGUCUCGCCCGUCUACAGCUUACGCGAGCAGACCGCCGACAGGCGCCUGACAGACUCGUCCACGGCGACACCCGCCACCCAAUACCGCACCUACAAGCGCCGCUGGUUCGGCCUCGUCCAGUUGGUGCUCAUGAACAUCGUUGUUUCCUGGUGUUUCCCAUUCGAAACGCAUACUGACCAAGCACAGUGGCUCUCAUACGCUCCCGUAGCGGACAAGUCGGCCACCUACUACGGCGUCUCCAACAAUGACAUCAACUGGAUCAGCAUCGCCUUCUUCUUCGCCUUCGUCGUCGCCACCGUCCCCGCCAUCAUCGCCCUGCACCGCUCCCCGCGCAUCGCCAUCAUCAGCUCCGCACUGCUAAUGCUCAUUGGAAACUGGAUCCGCUACGCCGGCUCCAAGGACCGCGCCGGCGGCCAGUACAGCUACGCCAUGGCCGGCACCAUUGUUAUUGGCCUCGCCCAGCCCUUUGUCCUCGGCGCCCCCUCCGCCUACUCGGAUCUGUGGUUCACCACCCGCGGCCGCCUCGCCGCCACGGCCGUCACCUCCCUCGCUAACCCGUUCGGCUCCGCCCUCGGUCAGCUCAUCAACCCGCUCUGGGUGUCCUCCGUCGGUGAUGUCUCCAACAUGGUGCUCUACGUCGCCAUCAUCGCAUCGGCCGCCUGCGUGCCCGCUCUCGCCAUCCCCGCGCGCCCUCCCUCGCCUCCCGGCCCUACCGGUGAGACGCCCAAGAUUAAGCUCCGUUCUUCGGCCCGCGCCAUCCUCUCAUCCCUCGAGCUCUGGCUCAUGCUCCUCCCCUUCUUCGUCUUUGUCGGCUUCUUCAACUCUUUUAACUCGCUCCUCAAUCAAAUCCUCGUCCCCUACGGCUUCACCGACGACGAGGCCGGCAUCGGCGGCGCCGUCUCCAUCGCCGUCGGUAUCAUCUGCGCUGCCAUCACCUCCCCGAUCAUCGCCCGCACCCACAGCCUCAUCCUCUCCAUCAAGAUCCUCAUCCCAGUCCUCGGCCUGUCCUAUCUCGUCCUCCUCUGGAUGCCCGAGACCCACGCCGCUGCUGGUGUUGCCGGCCCAUACGUCAUCAUGGCCGUUCUCGGUGCCUCGAGCUUCUCUCUCGUCCCCGUCGCCCUCGAGUUCCUCACCGAGGUCAGCCACCCCCUCGGCCCCGAGGUCACCUCCACCGUGGCCUGGGCUGGCGGUCAGAUCUUUGGCGCCGUCUUCCUUAUCAUCGGCAACCACCUCGUCGACGGUGACGCCGCCAACCCCCCGCGCAACAUGAAGCGCUAUCUCAUCUUCCAGGCUGUUGUCAGCAUGGUCGUCGUCCCCGUCCCGCUCAUGCUCGGACUCUUCGGCCGCAAGGAUAAGAUCAUUCUGCGCCGCUUCAAGGGCGACACGGCCGGCCUAGAAUCUAUCCACAGCAACGCCUAA